UAUUAACACACCUUUUUAGACAUCUUUUUUUGUUUUUUAUUAGAAAGGACCCUCCGGGAACAGUGCUCUUCACCAACAACCGAAAUAAGCCACCAGCAAUGCAGUUCCCAACCACCAUCUCUUCGCUUUUCAUCCUCCUCUCCAUCGCGACCGCAGCCCCAACGGAAGAGAAGCGUCAAGGAGGUGCAAUCUAUGCUACGCAGACCUAUUACAGUGGCGGAGGAUGUACUGGCACAGCUGAUGGCGAGGCUACCUUCGCUGGCGUGAAUCUCUGCCAACCAAUCCGUUCUGUUCUCAGCAGCGUCGUCAGUGUCACUGCUGACUCAGUUACUGACGCUUUUGCUGACUGCGUGGUUCACUACUACACCGAUUCUGCAUGCACUGAGGGAGAUACCGUAGGCGUCAUUGAUCACUGCGAGCAAGCAAGCGCCCCAUUCGUGGCAACAAACGUUAUUUGCCCCACUUAAGAGGUUAUUUCCUCACGGACCUUUUGCUAUUGGAAAUGGGAACCGAUAAUCAAAAGAUGGAGUGCAAGGGACGUGCCCUGAGAUUUACCACCCAAACAAGUUGUUGGGAUGCCGGCAGGUCGAUGAUUCUACGUCCUUGAUACAAAUAGCAAGCCUGGUUUGUCAAUAACUUCCUUUUCAAUAGCGAGGUUUGGAGAAAUAAAUACAUUCGAUUUGUUUGAAAUCCCCAG
Molecule: messenger RNA, 697 nt
Organism: Hyaloscypha bicolor E
Lineage: Eukaryota; Fungi; Ascomycota; Leotiomycetes; Helotiales; Hyaloscyphaceae
Exons: 3
Coding region: 99-467 (122 amino acids)
Source: RefSeq, a predicted model, not a curated record